Messenger RNA from Effrenium voratum, 830 nucleotides. Lineage: Eukaryota; Dinophyceae; Suessiales; Symbiodiniaceae. The record is from the annotation of a GenBank genome assembly.
CUACGGUUUUCUUUUUCCCCUGCCAUGGGAAAUGACGACUUGGACCUCGAUGGGAACUGGGCAGUCGAGAAGAAGAGAAAGCGGAAAGCUUCGCCGUCAGUGCCUAAGACAGCGCCGGCCAAGGGUGUGCUGCGCGCUGUUCUUGCCUCAGAGCAGCUGCCGAGAUCGGCCACCAAGAAGCAGCUCCGGCUCUGGGCGAAGACCAGGCUGGGGACCGCAUGGGUGGCAGAGGCCAAAGCCAAGAAGCUGACACCCAUAGAGGCGAAGGAGCUGCGGCCGCUGGGCAGCUGGUUUCUGCCGGUGCCGCCGCAGCUGCGCGUGGCGCAGCUGCCGGGCCUUGAGGGAUGCCAGCGCCUACAAGGCCUCGGUUCAGAACGGCCCGGAGCGGGCUGCGUGGGAGCGCUGGUGCUGUGCUCCUCAGUGGAGCGCGUCUUCGCGUUGAAGGCGGAGCUGGACGCGGUGUGCCCGCAGAAGGCGCUGGCUCUGGCGAAGCACGGGGGCGGGCGCUUGAGCGACCAGCUCAGCCGCCAGGCAAAGGCCUUGGCUGCGGGUGCCGCAUUAGCUGUGGCCACCCCCGCCCGCUUGAACCGCCUGGUGGCGGAGGGGCAUCUGGACCCUGCGCGAAUCUCGCUGGUGAUUUUGGACCUGGCCAAAGACAAGAAGCAGCGCGACGUGCUGACGCUGCAGGAGGCUCGGGGCGACUUCUUCCAGCUGCUGCGGGGGCAGCUUUUGCCGCUUCUGCCGAAGGCCAAGAAAGGCACCGGCCUGGCGCUGCUUCUGUGCGGCGCGGGAGCGGCGUCCGCAGCGGAAGGAGACAAGUGAGUUCGCGG